UUCUUAUUUCUAUCUUUGCUUCCCAGUCAGUUAUUAUUAACUGUUUAGUAUAGUGUGUAAGCGUGUUUACGAAAAUUGUUCCACGUUUCUAAAGUAGUUAUACCGACUAACACAAAAAUGAAGAAAGGAUACUUGGAGCAGUAUUUAACUUCUGGAAUUUUGGGAUUAGCAACAUUUAUCUGUGGCUAUUCAAUCGUUUGGCCUUCAUACACGAUACCAUUGUUCAGGAGUGACCUUUCUCCUUUGUCGGGUAACUUCACAACAUACCACCAAAGCCUUCUAGGCUCAGUGCCGAUGCUUGGAAGUCUACUAGGGACGGUAUUUGGUGGAUUAAUAGCGGAUAAUAUAGGGAGAAAACGAGGCGAAAUUUUGAGUGGCCUUUUCAAUGUGCUCUCUUGUGCUCUCAUAUGCACUGCCAGAAACAUCUACCUCUUGGUAGCAUCAAGAUUCAUCUUCGGUUUUGGAGGUGGCAUUCAUACAUUCCUCUACAGUAUAUACGUUGGAGAGUUCAGCUCUGCAGCCAUCAGGGGUACUACCAUAUCCAUCUGUGUCUUCGGAUAUUCCAUCGGGGUAUUGUCUUCUUACAUCGUUGGUUGGCAGUUGACCUAUGAGCAAGGAAACUACUUGAUUCUGGGAAUUAAUAUCAUGUUUGUGAUAAGCAUGUUCUUUGUUAAGGAUACGCCGGUUUAUUACUUGAAAAUUGGCAAGGAUAAGGAAGCCCUAGAGUGCCUGAAAUUCUACCGAGGCACUAAAAUAACGAAUCAGGAGGUGUUGGACGAGUUCGCUGAAAUGAAGAGUCUUUUGCACACGCCACAGCAGAUGAUACUACUGAAAGAUUCAGACACUAUUGAUGAUCCUGAAAAAGAGAAGCUACGCCAAACCACGGACGUUGUAGUAAUAAAUGAAAGUAAAGCAAAUGUAUGGAAAACUAUGAUCUCAUCAAAGCCAAAUCUCCGCAUUUUCGCCGUGAUAAGCGCGUUAAUAUUCCUGUCAGUGUCCAUGGGAAUGAUAGCCAUACAGACGUACGCCGGUAUCCUCUUUGCACGGGCAGUCCCGAACCUGUCUUCAGACAUGUGUGCGAUAGCUGUGGCCCUGGCGAAUAUUGCUGGCAGUGUGCUGCCGAUAUUCAUGAUUGACGUCGUUGGGAGGAGGAUAAUGAUGAUAGCAUCAGCCGUCCUGGUCUCCCUCUGUCUGGCGGCUCUCGGGGCAGUCCUCCGCUGGCCCAUAGCGCCGGACUGGAUGAUCCCUGCCAUCAUACUGCUGUACUGCUUCUGCUUCCAGCUGGGCAGUGCCACCGUGCCGUACAUGCUGAAUGCUGAGGCUUAUGUUCCUGAGGUAAAAUCCCUCUGCAUCAUACUGGCUUACUCCGUGAUGUGGGGUGCUAACUUCAUAAUGCUGGCCAUUUUCGCGCCGCUAUCGGAACUCGUUGGAUUGGACGGAACCUUCUUCUUCUAUUCCGGAAUAGCCGCCAUUGCUGCUGUACUGUCUGUAUUCGUUCUUCCUGAAACUACUGGUUUGACUGUCGAUAUGAUACAGGCAAAGUUCACUAAUGGGUUUUCGCAAAUUGGUCAGAAGUCUAAACAAUAAAAUGUUUUUAGGAUAUUA
Messenger RNA from Plutella xylostella (diamondback moth), 1605 nucleotides. Its product is annotated as facilitated trehalose transporter Tret1. Gene Ontology annotation, cellular component: membrane. Gene Ontology annotation, molecular function: transmembrane transporter activity. The record is from RefSeq and is a predicted model, not a curated record. NCBI's taxonomy places the organism in Eukaryota, Metazoa, Arthropoda, Insecta, Lepidoptera, Plutellidae. Gene Ontology annotation, biological process: transmembrane transport.